AUGCCAUUACCCGUUGCAGUUGGCGGCAGGGCGGUGUCAGCGGAGACUCUGCCGCGAGCCAAUUGCCGAGAAGAAGACUCGGACGAUGGAAUCCCUCUCAUGCCAGUUGAGCUGUAUCAAACGAUUGGAUGGGGUGUCUGCCCACAAAAUGAAUGGCUAGUCAGGGUCACUACUGGAUACUACGAUUUGAUGGAUUUCAACAAGGGAGGGAGAGACUGCACCAUGUGUGAACUCAGAAUACAAGUCUCACUGUUGGCCAAACCACUCUCAAAACAGUAUAGAGAAACGGUGCAUCAUUUGAAGCUCGUAGACGGUGCAAGCGAUGAUUACCCACAAUUCCAACCGCAAAUUGCUGUCUCACAGGAUCGCAGGAACUUAGCUGUUUUGCUCUUUCAUCCACAUCAACAGUCCUCUGCAGUCGUUAUUUUUCAACUAAGAAAGCCACGUUCGGAUUUGACACCCAAAACCAGCACGACAAAUUCAACAACUCCGAUGCCAAUGCCCGCCUACUGCAACAAGAUUUCUUACAAGAGGCAAGCACCUGCUGUAGCCACCAAUCCAAAUAUUGUUUCGGUAUGGGGCAUUUCAGCAAUAUGCAGCAUUCCAAAUGUUUUGCCUUCUGUCUUUCUCGCUGCAUGCAAUGAUGGAAGCCUCAUCUGGCUAGAUGCAAGGUCGUCCACCACAAUCGCAACUGGAACCCUAGCGAUCUCGUCCAAACAAUUGCCGAUAUCAUCUCUCAGUGUCUCGGCUAAAAGAUUAGAAAGAGGCUGCCUCCUUGCAGUAUCAUCGGCAACUGGGCACUGCAUUCUGGCUCAGUGGAAGCUUGAAUCUGGAACCGCUGUGCAACUUACCAAACUAGAGCGAAACAGUACCGGAGACUUGAUGGUUCGAUCACAACUGUCUGCAAAGCAAGUUGAACACCACCAGGACUGUCAAGAUGAUCAGAAGCAAAAUCACGAUUUAGCGGAAUCAUAUAAUCCUGAGGAUACCAGCACCCAAGGUGCCUCUGCCACGAAGCGAAACGCCACCACCCAUCACACUUCUUCGGACAACAGCGAGAAGAGCAAAGAGGAAAAUCAUCGAGCAUUAUCCAGUCGGUCAUCGACAAACAAAGAGCAACAUGAUGGUAUUCAAAAUGCAUUGAAGGGAUUGAAAAGCAAUCGUUUCUGGAGUGGUAUUGCACCGAAAAAUCUCAGCACACUUGCCAGCAACAGUACCAAUAGCAAAGCGAACAACACAAAAAACUGCCAUAGCACCACAAAUGCACAACUUAUCAACUGGAAAUCUGCAUUUUAUCAAAAGGACAAUUCCCCAGAACAGAAUACCAAAGAAGGGGUCCCGCCAGAACAUGAAAAGGAGACAACUGAACGGGAAGCGAGACGGCAGAAGAACCACAUGAACCAGUUCGUCUUGCAGGAGCUUCGUAAGAGGACAACGGCAGCAAGCUGGGUGAAACAUUCAACCGGUAGAAGAGCAGGGCCUCGAACGAGUUUGCAACGACGACGGCGUAGGUCAGAUGUUGCAGGCCAGCAAGAGGACCCUCUAAGGAGCAUAAUGAAUGUGGGUUUGCUGUCAGUUCUCGAACAACAAGUUGUUGCAGCUCGAUUUGGAACGAUUCCUACAGUCAUUUGCGUAGUCUAUCAGGCUGCACGAAAGCACCCACAAGUGGCGCAGAUGUUCAGCAUUUCUGAAAUUGGAACCUUGCAGCCGAUUGUAUCUCUCCUUCUUACUUCGGAGCAGGUAGAAGAAGCCACGAGCCUUCAGUCGACCAACGCAAUUGUCUCUGAUGAGGAUUGGGACGUCAAGAAUUCGAUUAAUACAAAAUUUGGACUAGACCUUCAUGUUGAAUCUGAUACUUUUGCAAUAAGUACAGCUGUGGGGGAUCAAUGGAUUGGCUGUGUUUGGAAUUGGAGAACAAACGCAAUAGGCUUGGUUGUUCAGAAUGAAGCGAACUUAUCUCUGUGGUCUCGAUUGUAUUUUGGAAAGGAGAAACAGACAGGGCUCAAACUAUGCUACUUGGAAACGUGCAUUCAAGAUCUUCGAAUUCAAACUCACAAACAUCUUAUCACUGCUGGAGUGCUUUCACCGCCCAACUCUCGAGCGAUUCAAUUAGAGUCAUGUCCGCUUUUCUUAGCAGCAGACUUUGUUGCAUUUCCAUAUUUGUCUCAUGAAAUUAACAAUGGAACGCAACAGCUUGCAUGGAAAUCUUCGACCCUGCCACUGUCAUACAUUAAUGCUUAUGGAGCUCCAAAAUUUGCGGCUGUUGGGAGGCAAAAUAGUGCAACAAUCGCGAUUGCCUCGUCGUCUGGGGUGUGCUUGCUGGACAACAAAUAUCGCUGGAAACAGUUUGGCACGCCAAUUGAAGAAAGCUCUUUCUCGAUUGUCUCGAUGGAAUGGUGGGAAGGAAAUGGCACGAAAAAGUCGGAAGAGAACGAAGACCUCCUCGUUACAAUAAUUGAAUUGAGAAGUGGAAAGCAGUACCUCUCAUGUUGGUCACCAAAGAGACUUGGCACAAGCCAUCAGCUCCUUGUAUCGGCAUCUCCAGAUACAGGUACCGAGACCAAAUGGGGCAUCCCGUUGGCAGAGGAUGUAAAGGUGUCAUCAUUGAUGCUACUUGCAGAGCCUUCUUCAAAAAGCGAUGGAGCGCAACAAGCAAGGAAGGCAGUGGUGUUUGUGGCUUCGACAGAUCCCGAAGCAUCUGAAUUAGUUUAUUCCAGUUUUCAGCUGCAGCUAACCACACUUGUCAAAGGCAGGUCUGAGAAAAGAACCAAUUCAGUACUGACCAGUAAAACAAUUUCUGGCAUCCUCAAGGAUGGCACAAGAUCUAUUGGACCGAUAUCUUCUAUUUUCCUUGCUGGUGCAUCGUUUCGCUUUGAUCUCCAAGAUCGAUGUACAUCAACAUUGGCAAGCUCUCUUGUAGCCACCGUUGGUGUAGUCCGCUCGCCUGGAGGCCUGGAGGUAAUAUCAUAUGAUGCUAGGAAUACAGCAUGCCAGUCUACACUCGUCCAUGCCAAUGAACUAUCAAAGAUUUCACUAGUAGAUGUUGUCCAUGGGGUUAAUCGUCUUGUCGAUACUUUCGUGUGGGCGAUUGAGCUUCUAAAUGGUGAAAUAUUCUGCUGGUCGGUUCCAUCUCUUCUAGGUGCUGCAAUCGACGAAACACUUGAUUUUUAUUCAGUACCCAUUGGAGAUGAUACUUUAAAUCCAAGUGUACUGCACCCACCUGUGCGUGUUUGCAAACGCGAUCGCCGAAACAAAUUGAUGCGAUAUGCAAUGGGCAAUCUUUCUCAUGCUGGAUCAUCUUCAGAUUGGAUGCAGCGAUCUGCAGUUGGUUGCCAGUCCGAUAUUUUUGUCGGACCAAUUCCCCAUUCAUCUUACGGUUGCGGGCUCAGUGCAGGGCAACGUUGUAGGAAAUAUCGCAGGGCUUGUUUAUAUGGUACUUCUGAUGACAGUUAUGCAGUCGAUAUAAGUGUUUCAGAAUCGUACGGUCCCAGUAACUUCAUGAUAACCCCUCCUGCAUUUGUACCAUCCCUCUUUUCAAUGCAUGUUGAGACAGCAUAUCGACGUAUUCGGAUGGCUCAACCUGGUGACUCCAACAUGUGUCAAGAGUUGAAAGAAGAUAGAGCAAGAAUAUUGAGCAUUGAGCGACACAUACAUAACCGGAUGACAACCAUUCAAAACAAGGACGCUGUGACCAUGACACUAAGACUUUUUGUUCUGCGUACUGUUGAGAUGGUCGCAGACUUGCACAAGAGACACGGAAAAGCACCAACAGAUGCAUCCCAAGCUUUUCUUUUGGUAGCAACUACUGUUCUUUCUGAAGUUAUUGAGUCUGUUCGAAGAUUUGCUACUGAUCUGCAGUUUGCUUCCCUCUUCCUUGAGGUUGGGAGGCAAAUGGAACCCAGCUGUCUCCCCCAUUUAUUUCCACCCCCACCAUCAGAAAGAUCAGCUUCUGCGAGCCAGUCAAGUCUUCAAGCUGCUAUGUCUGUCGCAGAUUUGUUUGGCAUCUGUUUGCAAAACGGCUCUCUAAUGGCAUCUGCGUCUGCACUACCACUGCUUGGGAGCAGGGUGCAAUCUCGAGUCAGUUGUCUACUCCUGAUGACACGUGCAAUAACUUCCUUUAUUGCCAACACUUCAUCAAAUGACACCAGAUUCGAUAGUACUGAAGAAGAACGAAGCGUCAUGGGUGACAUAUUCCGGUUUGGGAUCAAAUUGGAGGAUGCUGCAAGGCUUGAACCGGAUAUUGAAGAGGACAAGGGAGACGAAGAAGCUGGCGACCAAAGAGCUUUCCACCCCAUUCCAAAUGAAAAGCCAGAUGAUGAUUCCAAAUCGAUACUAUCAGAAAACACUUCCAACUCAUCGGCAUCAGAUUUUUCUGAUGAUUCGUCUUCCAUGACAGAUACGCGGCAGCUGCUUUGCUCUACAGAAAGGCAGAAUCGUGUGAUGAAUGUCUUUUCAAUGUUUGACCACAAAAGCCGCGAGGAACACGAGAUUAGAAAAUCGGCCUUGAGUUUCAUUGGAGUGACCAUGGAAUCAGAAGCCGACUUUAUCAGCAUUGACCAGGGCGGUAUCAGAAAUGGAGAAGAAUCACAUAAGGACAUGGACACUAAUAUCAUGUGUGAAUUGGUUGGGAAUUCAUUGGUUGAACUCAUUCUAUCCCCUCAAACGGACUGUCCUUGGAAAGCGAUGGCUUCUCUUGCACGGAUAUUGGCCCAAGAUGAUGAUGACGAUGGUGUUGCUAUUUUCAGCAAGGUAGCGGACAGUCUUGGGAGCACAGAAAUCGAUGCUAUGAUACCAGACCUGCAUCCUGAUCUCCGUGCAGGCGAUGUGAUGGAUAGGUUAACAGAGUUUCUUGUCACUGAAACAGGUCAUUGUGGAACAGAGAUUACUGUCGAAGAUGCCAAUCUAAUUGUGAACCUUGUAUUACGACUGCUUCAAUUUCUGGAAGGGGGACACCUCCCUAUAGAGGAACGCUCGAUUCUUCCUGGUUUGGUCGUGGUAGGGCUAGUGGCCUCAUCUGUGGCCGGCCGUGAACAACAGCUUUUAUCCACUCUGCGUGAAGAUUGUUUUGUCAGUGAAUGCUACAAAGUAAUAGCUUAUGAUUGCUGA
Cylindrotheca closterium is the source of this 5106-nucleotide messenger RNA. NCBI's taxonomy places the organism in Eukaryota, Bacillariophyta, Bacillariophyceae, Bacillariales, Bacillariaceae. The record is from the annotation of a GenBank genome assembly.